AUAAAUGAACAUUUCAAGAAAAAAAAUUCUGAUUCAACUGCUCAUGUGCAUUCACUUCACGACGGCAGCCGUGAUGGCGCUGGCGGCUCGCGGCUCGCGGUACGCGCGCGUGCAUUGACAAUUCACGCUGGCGCGCACGUCACGUUAAUAGGAAAGUCUAAGCCAUGUCACAAAAAAGGAUGUAUCCCUCUGGUGCAGAAAAAAGAAAAAAGAAAAGGAAAGAGGAAGAGAAAAAAAGAGCAAGAUAAAGGAACACUGUUGAAGUACUUUGGAGAACAACCAACUUUACCUUCCCCUAAUGUUUCAACUAGUGUCAGUGCCUCCACAGCUGAUGAUGCAGCAGGUUCAUCCGCUGCACAAGCGAUUAAAAGCGAGGAGCAGUUACAAGCACCUACAUUCACCGAUGCGUUGAUUUCAAAAUCAGCCUGCAUGACAGGUCCUUCUACAUCUGCACCCACUGCUAUAGAUUUACCAUCCCCUGCCUCAACAAGCUCCAGCUAUCAAGAUAGAUCAACAGCUCCUCCAAUUGACCCAGUUGAAUGGUCAGCAUUCCUCUCAGACUUAGAAAGAACUGAACUGGUAAGAAGAGGGCCAGUGCCAAUCAGUGACACCUCUACAUUCCCCAAGAAAUCAGAUGGACGAAGCUUUCACUACCACUAUACAUACAGACAAUUAGUUAAUGGGGAAAAAAUCAAGCGAAGCUGGCUAAUUUAUUCAAAGAAAAGUUAUGCAGUUUACUGCUUCUGUUGCAAAUUAUUCUCAAGAAAGUCCACAAAGCUGUCAACAGAGGGACUGCGUGAUUGGGUAAAUGUAGGUGCUUUGCUGAAACAGCAUGAAAAUAGUCAAGAUCAUUGCAAUAAUAUGGUGAAGUGGAAAGACUUUGCCCUCCGUCUUUCUAAGCAGAAAACUAUUGAUGCAACAGAAAUGGCCCUUUUGGAUGCAGAAAGAAAUCGUUGGAAAGAUGUUCUCAUCCGUUUGAUUAGUAUCAUUCAAUCUUUGGCAGAGAGAAAUCUUGCACUCAGGGGGUCAGUUGAUACUUUGCAUCAGGCCAACAAUGGGAACUUCCUUAAAGAGGUGGAACUGAUGGCAAAAUUUGACACGGUGUUAAAAGAUCACAUCAGACGAAUUGAUUGUGGAAUGCAGCACAACACGUACCUGGGUAAGACUAUCCAGAAUGAGCUGAUAGAGUGUGUCAGUGAUAAAAUAAUUGAGGUAAUGGUGGCAGAAAUCAAGGACUGCAAAUAUUAUUCAAUAAUUUUACACUGUACACCUGAUGUUAGUCACCAUGAACAAAUGUCUGUUGUGGUGCGCACAGUCACUCUGGGCACAACACCAGAAAUAAAAGAGCACUUUUUAGGAUUUCUGAUAGCUCCAGAAUCCACUGGCUUGGGUUUGUCCAAUCUAAUCCUUAACAGGCUUGAGGAAUUGAACAUUAUGACGAAAAAAAUGACACUUCAAGAGGCUUGA
This is a messenger RNA of Fundulus heteroclitus (mummichog), 1467 nucleotides long. RefSeq lists its product as uncharacterized. NCBI's taxonomy places the organism in Eukaryota, Metazoa, Chordata, Actinopteri, Cyprinodontiformes, Fundulidae. The transcript is spliced from 4 exons. The coding region runs from base 430 to 1467 and encodes 345 amino acids. The record is from RefSeq and is a predicted model, not a curated record.